Messenger RNA from Meloidogyne enterolobii, 1801 nucleotides. The record is from the annotation of a GenBank genome assembly. Lineage: Eukaryota; Metazoa; Nematoda; Chromadorea; Rhabditida; Meloidogynidae.
UCGUCCGCAAAUGUCGUCUCUUAUUGUUGUUCGCAAAUGUUGUCCUUGUUUGUUCGCAAAUGUCGUCCUUUGCCUGAUGUCCGCAAAAGUCAAAUAAAGAGUUGCAAGAGUUGCAAAACCUUUUGAACCUUUUAAAUUCAUUUUAACAUCUUUUAAAUUUUUUAAAAAUAUUUUCAAGUAUUUUAUCCUCAUUAUUUUCCUUUUUUCUUUUAAUGGAUUGAAAAGCUUUUUAAUGUUUUUUUGACAAUUUCGCGCAACAAACAAAUGGAAUUUAUUUUUUUGUGUCAUUCAAUCAUUUUUUAAUACAAGGAGGCGUUCUUAUAUUGCCUGUAAUUGUAUGCAAUAGAGCGGAAUGAAAAUAAAAAUAUAUAAAUGGUUAAAUAAUAAGCUUGUUUAUUAAACAUUUUUAUUUUUAAAAGGAUUUUUAAUUUUGUAGAAAACCAAAUCCGAAAAAAAUUCUGUCCGCAAAUGUCGUAUCUCAGGUUGCGAUCGCAAAUGUUGUCCCUUAGUUUAUAUCCGCAAAUGUAAAAUUACAUCCACUAACAUUAGUGGACAUCCCAGAAAAUGUUAAGGAUGAACCUCUCUAUAAUAAUGUGGUUACAUUCAGUAUAAGAUACUUAAGGGGGUGUAUCUACAUAUAUGUGUUUUUAAAAGGUAACUUUUAAUUUCCCCCUUUUCUACAUAGAUGUCUAAUAACAACACAAAAAAUAACGAUAAACUAAAGAAUAUCCAAUUGCUAGUUUAUUGUUCAACCUUUGCAAGUAUUUUGUCAAUUUUGGCUUGUAUUUUUAUUUUUCCACAAAUUUAUUUUGAAACAACAAAUUUAUUGAAUGAAGUAAAAGGGGGAGUUGAAAUAUUUAAAGUUGAAACUGAUUCUGCUUGGAAUUUAUUAAUUGAUAUACAAAUACGUCAUAAACCUCAAUCUGUUAAUGUUAGAGAAGAAAAUCCUUUUGAAAGUAUUUUUCAAAGGGCAAAACGACAAAAUUAUGGAAAAUUGCCUGCUUGGUGUCAAUGUGAACCAACCAAACCAAAAUGCCCUCCUGGACCUCCAGGCCCUCCAGGCGAACCAGGACAGAACGGAGAACCAGGACAACCUGGCCCUGCAGGAAAGGACAAUACAAAGGCUUAUUCUCAAGUUUCAUGCCCCAAACCCAGCACAGCUUGCAUUAAAUGCCCUGCAGGCCCUCAAGGACCUCAGGGACCUGUUGGGCCGGAAGGUAAACCUGGCCAAGCUGGAAAGCCAGGAACUCCCGGAAGCAAGGCUCAAAAUGGAAAGGCUGGUCCUAGAGGACCACCUGGUGAUGCUGGUCAAGCUGGAAAGCCUGGAACCCCAGGAAAACCUGGACAGCCAGGAAAAGAAGGUACUAAAGGCAUCCCAGGCGCUCCUGGACCGAAAGGGCCUAAAGGCCCAGCUGGAUCAAAAGGACAGGCUGGCAAUAAAGGAGCUAAUGGAACACCGGGAACGCCUGGCCCUCAAGGCCCACCAGGAAAAGCAGGCAAGCCAGGCUCGAAUGGAACACCUGGCAAGGGAGGAGUUAAAGGCUCCCCAGGAAUUCCGGGCUCAGAUGCUGCUUAUUGUCCUUGCCCUAAACGUUCAUCAGUUUUUGUUAGUCGCUACACAAAUUAAAAGAAAAAGUUUGUAAAGAACAAAAUUAAAACUUUUUAAUUUUAAAUUCGAAAAUACACAGAAAUACAUUAUUUGACAAAAUAAAUGAAAAAAUACAACGAAAAUACAAAAAUAUAAAACUUGUUUUGGAUAAAAAAUACGAGGACGGAUGGAGAAUAAAGUUUUGUGUUUUGU